Messenger RNA from Acaulospora colombiana, 1292 nucleotides. Lineage: Eukaryota; Fungi; Glomeromycota; Glomeromycetes; Diversisporales; Acaulosporaceae. The record is from the annotation of a GenBank genome assembly.
GAGUGGUAUCAGUGGUAAAGGUGAACUCUCCCUCACCACCAAGAUGGUUCUAGUCGAGGACAAUGUACCGAGUUAUGAUAGCGUGGUGAAUGGGACCCACGACGUUCAGGAACCCCGUCCGCCUCCCAUCGCCCACCUCGACGAACAACUCCCAAGCUACUACGCGGCCACCCACGCACACGCACACCCACGACCUGUUGUUAUACGCUCUGAUCUCGGAAUGGCACGGUCUCAGAUGCGAGACCCUAGUUUUGCAAGAAUGAGCGAGACCCCCGUACCCAGCGGUUCACGACCAGUACGUCCAUCAACUACAUUAUCAAAUAAUUUGACUGAUUUAUUGCAGACAUUGACUGCUCCCUCGAGGGCUCGAGCGAGUCCUCCUCCUCCGAGCUUUGUCACCCUCGACAACCGAGCCUCACAGAACCCGUCUUGGCCUACCACCAACCACAUUCACUUUCAGAAUGCUACUCGACCUGGACACCCACGGCGUACCUCGAGCGACUCCAGCGACUCUGAUUUGGAGAGGGGACGACCGAGUGAGGAGAGACCGAAAGAAGUGCGGUUGUUGACGACGAUUGCACGGUUGCCUACCAAGUUUGGAGUGGGCAAGGCAAAGGAGCCGGAGAAUGUAUCCUUGUUGGGGAGCACCAAUAAUACUAGUACUCACCACGCUCAUCACUUUGGAAAUCCGACACCGCACAACUCGCUGCCCGUCACUUUGAAUCAGCCCAAAGUCGAGACGGGUGAUGUGGUUCUCGCCCCUCCGACGUGGAACCACGAUAACAAGGGCAGGUUACAGCGAGCCAAGACGAGGAGGAUCGUCACUGUAGGCAGCUGGGCAUUGUUCUUCGGCGGAACAACUCGAGUGUCGCGACGCUUGUCCAAAAAGGAUAAAGCAAUAGAAAAGGGACACCGCGGCCAGUCGGGACCCCGAUCACUGACACCACCUGCCCCCGCCUCUCUCGACUCGACACUCCCCUCUCCCUUAAAAGUCACUAGACUUUUGCCUCUGGGCUCCCCUCUCUAUCGCUCAAAAAGCCGCCAUCUCCACGGCGCCUUCCACUCGCACACCACCACCAACAUCAACGCCAUCUUCUCAAGGUACAUUAGCUCGGCAGAGAAGGAUGGAAGGGCGAUCAGUGGAGCCCUCGCCCUCGGUGGAGAUGAUCGCCAGUCCCGGGUCACGUCAUCACCACCACCAGCGCUCACCCGCCUCCUCGUCCCUUUCAUCCAUCACCAAUUCUCUCCGCAACGUUGUGCCAUUCCAGCACAAGGAGAGAACGACAAUGAUG